Messenger RNA from Sorex fumeus (smoky shrew), 1409 nucleotides. It is a transcript of the gene CUNH5orf22, whose product is annotated as chromosome unknown C5orf22 homolog. Lineage: Eukaryota; Metazoa; Chordata; Mammalia; Eulipotyphla; Soricidae. The record is from RefSeq and is a predicted model, not a curated record. The transcript has 9 exons. The coding region runs from base 75 to 1391 and encodes 438 amino acids.
UGGCGCCGCGCGUCUGGGCAUCCCGGGGCUCUGGCUGCCCGCGCCGCGUUGGGCAGCGGCCCCAGCAGACGACUAUGAGCGCCGCCGCCGCCGCCGCCGCCGCCGAGCGCGCCCGCCCCCGGCAGUACCCCGAGCUCCCGGUGUGGGUGGUGGAGGACCACCAGGAGGUUCUGCCCUUUAUAUACCGGGCCAUCGGCUCGAGGCAUCUUCCUGCUAGUAAUAUACGUUUCGUGCACUUUGAUUCCCAUCCAGACCUCCUUAUUCCUGUGAAUAUGCCAGCUGACACCGUGUUCGAUAAGGAAACACUUUUUGGGGAGCUGAGCAUUGAGAACUGGAUCAUGCCUGCCGUGUACGCCGGCCACUUCUCUCAUGUCCUCUGGCUGCAUCCGCCCUGGGCACAGCAGAUCGCCGAGGGCAGACACCACUUUCUAGUGGGCAAAGACACGUCCACCACCACCAUUAGAGUGACCAGCACAGAUCACUACUUUCUAAGCGAUGGCCUUUAUGUCACUGGAGACCAGUUGGAAAACCCGAAACCUCUUCAGUUGGACGUCAUUAUGGUAAAACCAUAUCAACUUGGUGACAGUCAGGAAGAACAUUCUGCCAAAAAGCCCAAGCUCGUGGCGGAAGGCACCGGAAAUGCAGCCUCUGCUCCAGAAGGACCGGGAGAGGAUGCAGUGGCCCAGGGAAGGGACCCUGGUUGCCGAGAGCCCUUUGAUCCUCCCUCACAUGAAGUCCGGGAGGACCAGACCACAGCCAACUCCAAGGAGAUGCUGGAGAUUUUGAAGUCAGGGCCCGCCUUUGUUUUAGAUAUUGACUUGGAUUUUUUUUCCGUCAAGAACCCCUUCAAAGAAAUGUUCACUCAGGAGGAGUACAAAAUCUUACAAGAGCUCUACCAGUUUAAAAAGCCGGGGACCAACCUGACUGAGGAGGAUUUGGUAGAUUGUGUGGAUACUCGGAUUCAUCAAUUAGAAGAUCUAGAAGCUACUUUUGCUGACUUGUGUGAUGGUGAUGAUGAAGAAACAGUGCAGAAAUGGGCUUCGAAUCCUGGCAUGGAAUCACUAGUUCCACUUGUACAGAGUUUGAAAAAACGGAUGGAAGUACCAGACUAUGAAAUGGUUCACCAGGCCGGGCUAACCUGUGAUUAUUCAGAACUGCCUCACCACAUCAGCACUGAGCAAGAAAUUGAGCAUCUGGUUCAGUCUAUGUAUCGUUUGCUGCGGAGUUUACCCAAGCCGACUCUGGUGACAAUUGCCCGGUCCAGUCUGGACGAUUACUGUCCUUGUGAGCAAGUGGACGCCAUCCAAGAAAAAGUCCUGAGCGCUCUGCGCUCCCUGUACGGGACGCUGGACAUCCACCUGACCUACUCUGAGGACUCUUCCACACCUUAAAGCAGGCCCGCGGCCGCC